Musa acuminata subsp. malaccensis (wild Malaysian banana) is the source of this 1343-nucleotide messenger RNA. RefSeq names its product 5'-methylthioadenosine nucleosidase. The record is from RefSeq and is a predicted model, not a curated record. NCBI's taxonomy places the organism in Eukaryota, Viridiplantae, Streptophyta, Magnoliopsida, Zingiberales, Musaceae. Gene Ontology annotation, biological process: nucleoside metabolic process. Gene Ontology annotation, molecular function: methylthioadenosine nucleosidase activity.
CUGGAAAACCUCAAGAAACAUAGGGUCCUAAUAGAAAGCCCUCGGCCUCUCUCUCUCUCUCUCCUUGGAAUCGGAAGGAGAGAAGAAAGAAGAAGCGGAGAGUUCAUGAUGGCGCUUCCCGAGGAGAACGCGGGCGAGGCGGCGCCUGAUGCGAUGGCGGCGGCAGAGGAAGAGGCGGCCGCGGCGGUCGAAUCGGUCGCAGAGGAGACCUCGGGGAAGACUGGCGGAGACCGACCCAUCUCGACCAUCCUGAUCGUCAUUGCGAUGCAGACGGAGGCACUCCCUUUGGUCGCCAAGUUCGGUCUCGCUGAGGAUGCUGAUGGAUCCGUGUUUCCUAAAGGUGUUCCAUGGGUCAGAUACCAUGGUACCUACAAAGGCCUGCAUAUUGAUCUAGUAUGGCCAGGGAAAGAUACAAUAUUGGGUGUUGAUAGCGUUGGCACAGUAUCGUCAGCUCUUUUGACGUUUGCUUCAAUUCAGGCAUUGAAACCAGAUCUUAUCAUCAAUGCAGGAACCGCUGGUGGCUUUAAAGCAAAAGGAGCAUGCAUUAGGGAUGUCUACCUUCCCUCUCAUGUUGCUUUUCAUGACAGAAGAAUACCUAUACCUGUCUUUGAUUUAUAUGGAAUUGGAUCUAGGCAAACAUUUUCUACUCCGAACCUCCUAAAAGAAGUUAACUUGAAGGUUGGGAGGUUGUCGACUGGCAAUUCCUUAGAUAUGUCUCCUCAGGAUGAAGCAUCAAUUCUGGCAAACGAUGCGACUGUCAAAGACAUGGAGGGAGCAGCAGUGGCAUAUGUUGCAGAUUUAUUAUCAGUCCCAGCUAUCUUUGUCAAAGCUGUGACAGAUAUUGUGGAUGGGGACAAGCCCACUGCAGAAGAGUUCAUGCAAAACUUGAUUGCAGUUACUGCCGCACUUGAUCAUGCUGUUACUGAAGUGGUUGACUUCAUAAAUGGUAAAUCUCUCUAUGAUCUUUGAUGGUUAUCAUCGAGCUAUCUGAGAACUUACCUAUGCGGCAAACUAUGGAACUUAAAUAUUUGUUACUAUACUACUGGUUUAGCCAAGUUUGAGCGACCCAUGGAGUGUUGUUUCAAUAAGGGGACCAUGAUUUUCACAUUCAAUACAAGUUUAUCCGUGUUAUGCAUAGGAGGGGUUCUAUUAAAUCAACAAUUAGCGGUUCAUAUCCUGUAUGAGUAUUAGUACCCUGCAUAAGAUACAAUGUCAUAUGUUGUUGUUCUGCGUAGAAAAUCUUUGGUCAUUGAUGUGCGGGCCAUUUAUUUGAACUACCACUUGUUUUAGCGAAUGCACCAAUGAGAGAAUCUAUCUGGAGUUUGGUUUGGGUUGGUUAUAUC